AUGGACUAUCGCGUUGAAAAUGGUAGAACUUAUCACAGAUAUAAGGAUGGAAAAUACAACAUUCCCAAUGAUGAGAAGGAAAUUGAGAGACUUGAUUUGCAACAUACUCUAUUCCUACUCACUUUCAGCGACAAGCUCGGAAUGGCCCCUCCCUGCGAUAAGGGAGCUAGCGCUGGCCACGUACUCGAUAUCGGGACUGGGACUGGGAUCUGGGCGAUAGAUUUUGGAGACGAGCACCCAGAAGCAGAGGUUCGUGGGAUAGACCUUUCUCCGGUGCAGCCAGAUUUCUUGCCACCAAACGUGCGGUUCGAGAUAGCAGACUUUGAGGAGCCAUGGCCUUUCGGUCGACAUUUCGACUACAUCCAUAGUCGAAUGAUGAACUCAUCUGUUGGUGACUGGAAUGAGUAUAUUCGAAAAUGCUACGACAAUCUCAACCCUGGCGGGUGGCUGGAAUUAGUCGAGGUUGAUAUUACCCCAUUAUCCGACGAUGGCACUUUGCGACCAGAGCACUCAGUCUCGAGAACGGCACGAUUACUACAGCAGGCGUCAACACUAUACGGACGGCCAUACCAGGACGUCAAGGAAUUGAAAUCAAUCAUGAUGGAGGCUGGAUUCACUGAUGUCACCCUCCUGCAUUUCAAGUGGCCUACGAAUACAUGGCCGAGAGAAAUACGACAUAAAGAACUAGGGGUCUGGCAUAACGAAAACCUGGUCAGAGGAUGGGAAGGAAUAUGUAUGGCCCUGCUGACAAGAAUGCUCGGCUGGACAAGGGAGAAUGUCCUUGCUUUGAUGGAAGAGAAUCUGAAAGAGUUCUCUGACAGGAAUAUCCAUGCGUAUUUCUCAAUUUGGUCUAUUUACGGAAAACGGCCUGUACAAGCAGGAGGAGUUUCUUCGGGGAGCAUUUGA
Colletotrichum aenigma is the source of this 906-nucleotide messenger RNA. It is a transcript of the gene LAE1-7, whose product is annotated as Secondary metabolism regulator LAE1. The transcript is spliced from 7 exons. Gene Ontology annotation, molecular function: methyltransferase activity. NCBI's taxonomy places the organism in Eukaryota, Fungi, Ascomycota, Sordariomycetes, Glomerellales, Glomerellaceae. The record is from RefSeq and is a predicted model, not a curated record. The coding region runs from base 1 to 906 and encodes 301 amino acids.